CAAUGGAAAAAUCGCAAGAAGUAGAAAGUUGUUAAGCGUUGAAUUGUAACCAGCAAUAAAUAUUGCAAAAGAAGAAGUUCUAAGAAACAAAACACGUGAAAACAUUAAACAAACAAUAACAACAAAUGCAACAAAGCCACAACCAACUACAGAAGUGGACGCAUCCACAACAACAACUGCAGAGAAAACUGCGAGACUAUCACCACCAAGAAGUUUUGUUAGCAAACGCGAUGGUGAGAACCACCGAUUUGAAAAUAGAAACUACAGAAACAAAAAACAACGACACAUACCACAGAUCAAUCAUAUUGCCAAAUUGGAUGGAAAACCCACAAGUCGACAUCAGCAUGACCAACAGCAAACAUAGUCACACAGCAGCUGCGGCCGUGAUCAACCACAGACACUGCGUGCAAAAUCAGCACAGUAGGGCAACGCCAGCAAAUAAAUCAUUUUUUCAAAGCCCAUCUUCUGCAGCAUCAGUCACACCGAGAAACUCAUUGCGUAUGCGAGCGAUGUUUAUGCUGCAAGGCUGCCACUUGUCCGACAAACUCCAUCCAUUUGCGCUGCUACUUGUCAUCCUGCUAUCCGUUGCAAGUGUGACGACAACUGAAGGCAUGGACAUGUACGAAAGUACGACACCAAUGCACUCGACUACGAGAGACAAUCAAACCGUACUCCCCAGCAACGAGCUUAGUAGCCCGUCAUUAGCAAUUAACACAAGCAAUUGGCAAGAGCUCGAUGCAACAACCAGCCACGGCUAUAGUUGGCGCAAUCAAAGCCAAAUCAAUGGUGACAGUGAUGGUAGUGGAAAUGCUGGCCGCAAAAAUAGCAGCGACUCGAUUUUUAUGCGUUUCGCGAAACGUUUCUCCACUGGCAAUGAAUUGUGGGAUGACAUUAUACGCGAUUGCUACCAGCAACCCACCGUCAGUUGUUUCCAGAAGAACGUUUUUACGUACUUAAACGGUGCGCUCGACGCACACGAUGUAAAUGUAACGCAGCGCUUGAAAUUCUACCGCAAUCAAGUGGACUACGCGGAUAUGCAACAUGAGCCAACGGAAGCGGCCGCCGCGAAGGCUGGCAUGGAUGGAUCUUCAGAAGAACAGAACUCAAUUAAGAUGCUGCUAUCCGAGGAAGAACAGUUACUCUCCAACGAGAUACCCCAUGAAGAAGGCCGAGCCACAAAAGCCCACACAGAGAGUGAGACAAUUGAAACGCCCAUUGAAGAAGUUACCAACGCCCUCUAUGGCAAAAGCGUAAAAUUCGCUAUGACACACGACAUGGAAAUAAAAUUGCCGGAGAUGAUGUUCGAUGGCGCCACAUUUCGCAUUUCUCCACGUUCAUUCGAAGGGAAUGGAAUUAUCGCAAAGCUGGAGUUGAUACCGAAACAGGAAGUGGAAGCCCGUUUGGCUGGCAAAAUAAUCAUGAAGAAGAUACAGAAAUUCUUACGCAGCAAAUUAUUACUAUCAUUUCUGGCGCUUGUGCUCAUUAUAAAAAUCAUCAAAAUCAAAUUGUUCUGGCUGUUGCCGUUGGUGAUAGGUGUCGGCGCUGCCAAGAAGUUGCUGCUCAAAUUCUUGCUAUUCCUCUUCCCCGCGCUGUCACAUCUCUUCAAGCUGUGCUCCUAUUAUCAACAGACAUAUCACUCCACCAAAUAUCAUCACCACCAUCAUCUUAUCGACCACCAUCACACGGUUGUUCCAGCUUGGCAUGCACCCGAACACCAUUCAAUACCGGAAAUUAUUUAUACUCAUCCUCCAAAAGGGCAUCCUUCUACAUAUUUGCACGGCGCACCAAUUCACGAAAACUACGGCCCUUACUCAUUGGAACAUAAUGAGGGUAAUUGGGAAAAUUCUGGUCCGGGAUUGGGUUCAGAUUAUAUUGGCGAUAUAAAUCGGUCCGCACAAGUUGAUGAAAAUUCUAAUUAUUUUAAACCAAAUGCCAACAAGGAUGCCAAUGAAAUACUUGUUUGGGGUUUGGGUACCACACAGCCAACCAUUCCUCAACAACAACAACAACAUCAACAACAAAGGUAUCGACCGGUAACACAGCAACAACCACCUACACAACAACAUCGACCGCCAUCACUUGUACAGCAACAAAAAUUGCAAUUACAACAGCAACAACAGCUAGUACAACAAAAACUGAAAACACAACAAAAACAACAGCAAACACAUAAUCUUCAGAAACCACACGCCACUAGUCACAGUUUUAAUCCAUUUUUGAAUGGUGAAAAUAAUUUGAAACAAAGCUUAUUUGCCACAAAAUUAAAAUCUCCGGCACAAGCACAAUCCGCGCCAAAUCCAGUUUAUGCGCCCCCACCAGCGCCGCCAUCGCAUCCGCAGCAGCCAUCGGCAGAGGCAUUAACCGCAGCCGCACACAUUGCGGCUCAAUACGAUCCGGCACGCAAUAGUCUCGCACAACAACAACAAAAACAGGACCAACUUAAACAGCAACAGCUACAGCAAUUACUAAAACAACAGCAGCAACAAUUGUCGCCCGAAUUGGCCGCACAACUAAAAGAAGCCUUACGAAUCCAGGCGGAACACCGCAUAAUAUCGCAACAACAACAAAUACUUGACAAACAGCCAUUUGUACAGGAUGGACAGCCAAUCAUGCCAAAGAACUAUGAUCCGUUUUACAGUCCAAUUCUUUUGAAAAUUGAUAAAAUCGUUGAACAACUCGGAGUUACAGAUGAUCUCUGCAAAGAGCGUCUUAUCUGCAGCAUGUAUAAGGAUCCAACGCGAUACAGUCCGCAUAGUAAUUUCGUAUCUGCGGAGCUGAGUCGCGAUACGAGUGAAUUGCAACCCGUGUCGAACCCGAACGGGGCCGUUGUGCGCUUCUACCGUUUCAUACAAGCCGCCCGUGAUGGACAGGAUCAAAGAGAUUGCCUACGCCUUUAUCCGCAGUGCAACAUUAAUACGGAAUGAGUUGCGCUUGGCAACGAAGCGGAAAUGUGAAUGACACAAAAUCGAUACGUGGUGGUACUGAAGUGAAAGCUUCAAAGCACCUGCUUAUGCAUAGUGGGCAUUUGCAGCGUUUUAGGCGCAAAAAUGCCAAAACAGUAAAUUGACUAAAGCGGCCUGAAGCUAACUUCGUAGGCACACCGAAUAAGUAACUAACAAAAACUAAUUGUACAGCAAUUUAUCCCGCGGCGUUCAGUAGUCGAUAUAUUUUCAAUUUUUCUACUUUCGCCGUUGCUUUUGUAAAUAGGAUUAGUACAUAAGUCGAUUUAUUUAUUUGAUCGUUUAAUUAUUUUGUAUGUAGCUUAAUUACUAACUAGUAUAUUUUAAGGACUAACCGUUACAAGCUUUGAUUGUUCUUUGAUAUUUAUUUGUCAAAAAAUAUACGGCUUCUAAUUUCUCUAGUGAAACUAAUUUUAAUACCGCUGUAAUUAUGAACCAACAACUAAGUAUCCUGAUUAGACUCGAUGAAAUCUGCUGCUGAUUUUUCAAUUACGUCACUUGUAUAAUUAGAAUUUACAUUGAAUAUAGCUGGUUAUAUGUAUAUGUAAAAUAACUUAUAUAUAUAUUAUAUUUAAAACUUUUAAAGCAAAUGGUCUGAAGUGGUUUAGAUGCCUAC
Molecule: messenger RNA, 3573 nt
Organism: Bactrocera tryoni
Lineage: Eukaryota; Metazoa; Arthropoda; Insecta; Diptera; Tephritidae
Gene: Osi17
Exons: 9
Coding region: 126-2921 (931 amino acids)
Source: RefSeq, a predicted model, not a curated record